Molecule: messenger RNA, 756 nt
Organism: Beta vulgaris subsp. vulgaris (sugar beet)
Lineage: Eukaryota; Viridiplantae; Streptophyta; Magnoliopsida; Caryophyllales; Amaranthaceae
Exons: 1
Coding region: 1-756 (251 amino acids)
Molecular function (GO): catalytic activity
Source: RefSeq, a predicted model, not a curated record
AUGGAGACGGUGAUUGAUAGUGCAGUGUUAGAUAGAAUUAGAAUAAAGUGUGGUUUUACAAAUGGUAUUUGCUGUAGUAGUGUAGGUAAUUCAGGAGGUAUGGGUUGUUGGUGGAAUGAUCUUGCUGUUAAGACACACUCUUAUUCCACCCACCACUUUGCUGCUGAUAUUUUGGAUCGCAAUAACAUUCCGCUGUGGAGAGCAAUUGGAAUUUAUGGUUGGCCGGAGUCGGGAAAUAAGUAUAAAACAUGGGAGCUUAUGGGUAACCUAAAAGCCAAAUGCACCACACCAUGCAUUAUGUUUGGUGAUUUUAAUGAAGUGUUAUGUCAUGCUGAGAAAGAGGGUGGGGUUCCUAGAAGUGAGAGGUGUUUUGAUGCGUUCCAUAAUGCAAUAGAUAAUUGUGGGUUGGUUGAUUUGGGGUUUAAGGGUUGUAUGUUUACAUGGCAAAGAGGGACUUCUCCGGCUAGCUAUAUUAGAGAACGCCUUGACAGAUAUUUAGCAGAUGAUGACUGGUGUACUAUGCUCCCUAAUUACUCGGUACGUCACUUUCCUAUCUAUAGCUCGGACCAUGCGCCAAUUUUGUUACAAGCUAGUAAUUAUUUUGAGCGGGGUAGAAGGGAUAAAAUGUUUCGAUUUGAAGCUCUAUGGUUAUCUCGUGAGGAUUGUGGAGAUGUUAUUUCGAAUGCUUGGAAAGAGAAUAGUGCUAGUGAUGUGUGUACUAGACUGUCACGCUGUGCUCGGGAUCUUACAAAAUAG